Messenger RNA from Carassius auratus (goldfish), 1590 nucleotides. Its product is annotated as calcium/calmodulin-dependent protein kinase II inhibitor 2-like. The transcript is spliced from 2 exons. Gene Ontology annotation, biological process: negative regulation of protein kinase activity. The record is from RefSeq and is a predicted model, not a curated record. NCBI's taxonomy places the organism in Eukaryota, Metazoa, Chordata, Actinopteri, Cypriniformes, Cyprinidae. Gene Ontology annotation, molecular function: protein kinase binding; calcium-dependent protein kinase inhibitor activity. The coding region runs from base 69 to 308 and encodes 79 amino acids.
CACGUUUGCAGAGCUCGUUAGUGAUCGAUUCUUCCUGUAUCUCGUGAUCGAUUAUUGCGAACGGGAUCAUGUCAGAAGUGCUGCCUUACGACGAGAGCAUCUCUCAUUAUGGUGAUGAUGGAGAUGAAGAGCAGCUGUCCCUCACCUGUCGCCUGCAGAACAACAGCAGUAACUUCUUCAGUACUGCGCAGAACAAACGAGCUCCGAAACUCGGACAGAUCGGACGCAGUAAGAGAGUUGUCAUAGAAGACGACAGAAUUGAUGAAGUCCUGAACAACACGGCAGAGAAGUCAUCGGCGGGAGUGUAGCGCACAGGGACAUCGUUAAAGCGGAAGGAAUUCGUGGGUUAUGUGCAUUCUGCGUCGAAAGCACCUUGCAGUCCCUCUUAGUAUGGGUUGAAUUACACGGUGAGGCAGCAGGCGAGGAGAACGUCCUGCUGCGGGCAUCCAAACGGAGGAAGCGGCUUUCUCUCUUUAAGGGCAUGUUUCAUAUCCCUUCUUAUAAAGUGACAUCCUACACUGGACAAACAAGUCCUAUGUUGUUUAAUACAUGUGGAGUUGGUCUGUUGUGGUCCAGAUUCAGUUUAUAUUGUGAGAGGAAUGCAUUGAUAUCACAAGCACAAAUCUGACAACUUUCAUUCUUUAUUUGUCUGAGACUAAGCACUUGGUUUCUCCAUAUCUUUUUUGUGCACAAUGAAAGUGUUUUUCACUUUAAAUAUCCUAAUUAUUAUCUCUUGGAUACAUUUUUGUUCUUUUGCCGAGUUGACAGACUGAGCAAAUGUUUUUUAUAGGAUGAGAGAGGAAAGACUACUUUUUUUUUUUAAAUACAUUUUUUCAUGUUGCAUAUUGUGUAUUUUUGAUGUGGCUGCAAACUGCUUAGCCUGAGUUCAAAGGCUUAUUUUCAUAUCAAAGAGCUCCUUCUGAAAAAAAAAAAAUGCUUAUUUGAGUUGUAUUCGUAGCACUUUCAAACGUAGUUGUCAUAAAUGGAUUUUGAUCACUUCUGUGCCAAAUUUUUGCAGAAUAUGCCAGUCAACUUGUGUUUCUGUUCACCCGAGUAAUGUGAAGUUUUUCAAGCCUGCCUCUCAUAUAUGUUUCAGGGCUUUUUUAACUGCUGUUUUGCAUGAGACGAGCACAAACGCCUCCUUCUGUGGCAGUGAGCUACUAAUUUAUUUACAGUAAUGUUGCUCUGAAUGACAAGCCUCACACUCUUGAAUAUUGUGUAUGUUGCACUUCUCUGUACUGUUAAACAGGGCUAUAUUUGCAAUGAAAUAAAUGACCAUUAAAAUCUGAUUAUAUAACAGAACUCCACCACCCUCACUGUACGCUAUGUGAAAUUUCGUCCCUUUGUUGAAAAUGGCACUUCGGCCUUGAUUUCCUUGUUUUAUCGAUUGUAACGUGGCGUAUUUCUGAAACAAAUGUUUUCCAAUUAAACAGGCCUGUUCGGAUGUGACAGUCUGAGUUGUCGAGUCAGUAACGAGGAAUGCAUUUCAGCUGUUUAACCAGAAGCAUGUGCUUCAGUCUGCUUGUUUUGCUCUUAAAAGGUAUAUUCUACUUUCAAUACAAGUUAAUAAAUAAAUUGCUGGAUACAAAA